AUGUUGCUGCAGGUCAACAUCACUGCAAGUGCACGACAGACCCGGCACAUUUCAAGAUUGAUGGGAACAAAGUGCAAACAGAAAUUCGCCAUCAACAGCGACCCGAAAUAUGGGCCGUUGGCCUACAUCCAGUUCAGCCUUCUCAAGGUACAAGCCUUCAAAUCUGGGGCGGAUACAACGUUUGGAGAAACUGAAACCUGUCCCGCUGAUCAGCACAACACCGAUAAGGUGCCGAUCAUUGUUGGCGGCGUGCUGGCCGGGUUGACCGUGUUGACGUUGUGUGUUUAUUUGUUCUACCGCGCCCGACUGCCUCCAGAGAUCAUCAACACGGUCAAUCCACACUCGCACUACGAAAAUAAGGUGAUGGACGACGAUGAGGACGACGAA
This is a messenger RNA of Mesorhabditis spiculigera, 387 nucleotides long. Lineage: Eukaryota; Metazoa; Nematoda; Chromadorea; Rhabditida; Rhabditidae. The record is from the annotation of a GenBank genome assembly.